Molecule: messenger RNA, 1881 nt
Organism: Ordospora pajunii
Lineage: Eukaryota; Fungi; Microsporidia; Ordosporidae
Product: AMP-binding enzyme
Exons: 1
Coding region: 1-1881 (626 amino acids)
Biological process (GO): long-chain fatty acid metabolic process
Cellular component (GO): membrane; endoplasmic reticulum
Molecular function (GO): long-chain fatty acid-CoA ligase activity
Source: RefSeq, a predicted model, not a curated record
AUGAAGAUCACUGAGAGAGUUAUUGUUUCUGAGGAAGGGGCGUUCCGUCAUGUGAAUUACCAGGAGGAUGUCCGAUGCACGCCUGAUGGAUCGAGGACGAUUCUGGAGGUAUUUUUGAACCGAUGUAGCCUGAUGGGAGAACGGCCAAUGAUGGGAACGAUAGUUGGGCCUGAGGUUGUAUAUCAGACGGCAAACGAGGUGAAGAGCAAGGCGGAAAGCCUUUCGAGCUUUCUGAAUGGAAUAGUAAAGCCGGGAGACAUGAUUGGGAUAUACUCGCCGAACAGGUAUGAGUGGGUUACAGCGGAGAUGGCAGGAUACAUGUCUGGAUGUGUGAAUGUGCCAUUGUAUUCGACGUUUUCGCCUUCUGUAGUCCGAUUGGUUUUUGAGGAGACAGGCAUGAAGGUGGUUUUUGUAUCUGCAGAUAAGGCAAAGCUGUUGCUUGAGAAUGUGUUUCUGGUGUCUGGAGGGGAGCAGUUCCAUGUGAUUAUGAUGGACAAAGAUGAGGAUGUAUGUGAGAAGCUGAGAAGAACUGGUGUGAGCACGAGUUAUUUUGAUGAUCUUGCAAAUGGAGAAGGAAGAAGCAAUGCGGAGCUGUAUCCGAAUGGAGAGGAUCUUGCAACGGUGUGCUACACGAGUGGAACGUCUGGAAAGCCCAAGGGGGUAAUGCUAACCCACAGGAACUUUAUUUCGUCGAUAGCAGCGUUUUAUAGAGGGUCUACGAAGGAAGAGCAGCCAUCUUUUGUGAAUCAUGAUGGCGUGUAUCUGUCGUAUCUGCCGCUAGCACAUGUGAUGGAAAGGCUGUGCAUGAAUAUUUCGAUAUCGGAGGGGCUGAAGGUAGGGUUUUACCGAGGGGAUGCAAAGAUGCUGCAGAUGGACUUUCUGACGAUUAAGCCUGCGUUUAUUGCAUCAGUGCCUAGGAUUUUGAAUGUUUUUAAAGACAGGAUUGAGAUGGAGAUCCGAAAGAAGAACUUUCUUGUUAGAGGGAUGUUUAAACUGGCACUAAAGUACAAGAUAUGGAGGCAGAAAAAGGGUGUGAUGCGAAGUAGGAUUCUUGACUGGAUGAUAUUUGAUAAGGUGUCUGAGAAAUUUGGAGGAGAAAUCAGAUGGAUACUGUGUGGAGCAGCGCCGUUGAAGCCAGAGGUGUUGUAUUUUAUCCAGGCGGUGUUUUCGUGUCGUGUUUUCCAGGGAUAUGGGCAGACGGAGAACAUUGGAGCAGGGCUGCUGCAGCCUCUUGACUGUGAGGAUUACGACAAUGUUGGGAUUCCGUAUCCGGCGAAUGAGAUUAAGCUUGAGAAGAUAUCGCCUGAGUUUCAGCAGGAGUGUGACAGAAGGCACCCGAAUAUGGUUGUUGGAGAGAUAAUGAUGCGAGGAGAAAACAUCACGAGUGGGUACUACAAGCGGCCGAGCGACACAAAGGCGCUGUUUGGCAAUGGCGGGUGGCUCCGCACAGGAGAUAUUGGGAUGUAUGAUCCGGCUAAGGGGCUGUUCCAUAUUGUUGGGAGGAUUAAGGAUGGGUUUAAGACGUCCCAGGGUGAGUAUAUUGAUCCUGAGAAGCUUGAGAACAUGUAUGCAGAUGGGAAUGUUGUUAUGGACGUGUGCAUACCAAGAAGGACGGAUAGUGACAAGAUAGUGGCGAUAGUGGUGUGUCCGGAUGAGCGCAGAAGCGAGGCCAGUGUUCUGGCGCAUGUAAAAAGGAUUGGAGAGAAGCUGUUUUUGGAGAAGGCUGUGACGAAGCUUGAGAUUCCGCACAAUGUUGUUGUUAUACGCAAAGGGUUUGACUGUUUUGAAGGACAGGAGUUUCUUACGCCUACGUCGAAGAAGAAGAGAUACGAGAUUGAAGUGUAUUUUUCUCGGGAGAUUGAUGAGGCAUUGCAUUUAUGA